Molecule: messenger RNA, 905 nt
Organism: Hevea brasiliensis (rubber tree)
Lineage: Eukaryota; Viridiplantae; Streptophyta; Magnoliopsida; Malpighiales; Euphorbiaceae
Exons: 1
Coding region: 60-587 (175 amino acids)
Molecular function (GO): protein binding
Source: RefSeq, a predicted model, not a curated record
GGUAGAGGCCUUACAUGGUGCAAUGGAUAUACAGAGCAGAGAAGUGGUAACAGGGGAAAAUGGAAGCAGUGAGGGAGAUGUUAAGGAAGGAAAAUAAAAAGAAAGAAAUGGCCUUGCAUGUGGCAGCACGAAAUGGAAGAAGUCUGGGUGUUGUGAAAGCAAUAUUGAGCAAGGAAGAUCCUCACUUCACAUAUUCUGCCAAUCGUUAUUGGGAAACUCCUCUUUACUUGGCUAUUGAUAACACACGUACAGAUAUUGUCGCCGAACUGUUAAAUAAUCCCAAUUCACAAUCUCUCCAAUAUGACGGCCGCUUAUAUGGUGAAACGGUGUUGCAUAAGGCAGUAGAACGCUGGGAUAUACGUAUGAUUAGUAGAUCACAAAUUUCCGUUAUAUUAGUUUACUAUUUGCCUAUUAGUGGAGGAAAUGAAUUGCAAAUCCCUUUCAUAAUAAAAUUUCUCUUUCAGAGGCAGUACAUCUGCUCUUGGAGAAACAGAGUACUUUGGCCAAAGAACAAGAUUCUGGUGGAGGGAUUGCACUUCAUUAUGCUGCAAAUGAAGGUUCUAGCUCAACGGUGGCAACUCUGUUAGAUAAGGAUAAAUCUAUUGCCUGCAUUGCCGAUGUUGCAAAAUUCACAGCUCUUCACAUUGCAGCCCUUCAAGGCUUUAAACACGUAAUGAAUGAGAUUAUUGCUAAAUGUCCAUACUGUUGUAAACUCAUUGACAAUACAGGUAAGAACGUUCUUCACUAUGCAGUACUCAGUAAAAAUGAAGAAGUACUGAAAACAAUCCUUGAAAAUUCAUCAUUAAUUUCCCUUUUAUUUGGGAAAGAUGAUGAAGGGAACUCGCCUGUCCAUCUAUUCAAGGGUAUUAAUCUCCCUUUGCCUAGCUACUUUCAUACUUGAUGGA